This is a messenger RNA of Trifolium pratense (red clover), 769 nucleotides long. RefSeq lists its product as uncharacterized. NCBI's taxonomy places the organism in Eukaryota, Viridiplantae, Streptophyta, Magnoliopsida, Fabales, Fabaceae. The transcript has a single exon. The record is from RefSeq and is a predicted model, not a curated record. Bases 1 to 651 code for a protein of 216 amino acids.
AUGGAGGUACAUUCACCGAUUGUAGCCAAAAGACUAUGGAAUGUGUCGAGGAUCUCAUUUUUUAUAAGGAGGAAGAGUGUUUUUUCAAAGAGAAAGAUGAUUAUGAGCAUGAAUUUAUUGAUGAAGAAAGGGAAAGUGUUAAGAAAAUCUUUGAGUAAAUUCAUGUCAUCACGCAAUUAUCACAACCAUCAUUCAUCAAAGAAUUAUGGUGGUGGAUUUAUGGUACAUGAUUAUGAAUUCUCUUGUAGUAAUAGCCCAAAUCCCCUUUUUAUUAACAAGUUAAAACGUAAGCACCAUUUCACUUUCCCUUGUAUUAAUGCUCCUGAGGUUAUUGACGAGGAAAUUUUACCUUGUCAAUAUCUAUUGUCACCGCUUAAUUUUGAAAUUGAAAAUGUGUCUAAGGGUAGUAUGACUAUGGUGCCUAAGACUCCCGAAUACACACUCGAUUUUAGGUUUGAUGCAUCUGAAGAGGGAGAGAGCCCACUUCUCUCACCUUUUUCUGUGAGGAUCUCUAAUUACUCUACAUUGGAGGAAAAUGAGGAGAUUGAAAAUAGUCAAGUUGAUGAUGAGGCUGAAGAUUUCAUUAGAAGGUUUUAUGAACAACUAAGGAUGCAGAAUGGUUUGCAAAAUUGCCUGAAUUUUAAAAAAUAGUUGGAGCUACAAUUUGGACUGUGACAUCAUGGAUCGCUUCAUUAGACGCGCUGAAUUUCAUUGGGACUCUGCAAUAUUAAUUAUCAUAAUAAAGUAUAUCGUCAUCAUAAUUAUUAUU